UUUGCCUCCGGCUCUGCGCUCACCUGCUGCCCAAGCCUCCCGCUCCUGUCCCAGGUCCCCGGAGCAGGCCUCGCAUCCCGGCCCCAGACCCAACUCUCCCCGACCCUCAGCCCCGGCCGCGCGCUACGCCACCAGGGGGCGCCGUGUGAGCGCCCUAUCCCGGCCACCCGGCGCCCCCUCCCACGACCCAGGCGGGAGGGGGGCGCCGGGGGCCAUGCGGGGCCAGGGCCGCAAGGAGAGUUUGUCCGAUUCCCGAGACCUGGACGGCUCCUACGACCAGCUCACGGGCCACCCUCCGGGGCCCACUAAAAAAGCGCUGAAGCAGCGGUUCCUCAAGCUGCUACCGUGCUGCGGGCCCCAAGUCCUGCCCUCAGUCAGUGAAAUCGGUCGGGUCUUCCGCUUUCUCGGUGACAGUUCGCUCCCUUCAGCAUUAGCCGCCCCAGCCUCCCUCCGCCCCCACAGACCCCGCCCGCUGGACCCAGACAGUGUGGAGGAUGAGUUUGAACUGUCCACUGUGUGUCACCGGCCCGAGGGUCUGGAACAACUGCAGGAGCAAACCAAGUUCACACGCAAGGAGUUGCAGGUCCUGUACCGAGGCUUCAAGAACGAGUGUCCCAGCGGAAUCGUCAAUGAGGAGAACUUCAAGCAGAUUUACUCCCAGUUCUUUCCUCAAGGAGACUCCAGCACCUACGCCACUUUUCUCUUCAAUGCCUUUGACACCAACCAUGACGGCUCCGUCAGCUUCGAGGACUUUGUGGCUGGCUUGUCGGUGAUUCUUCGGGGGACGGUAGAUGACCGGCUGAAUUGGGCCUUCAACUUGUAUGACCUCAACAAGGACGGCUGCAUCACUAAGGAGGAAAUGCUCGACAUCAUGAAGUCCAUCUAUGACAUGAUGGGCAAGUACACGUACCCUGCACUCCGCGAGGAGGCCCCGAGGGAACAUGUGGAGAGCUUCUUCCAGAAGAUGGACAGAAACAAGGAUGGAGUGGUGACCAUUGAGGAAUUCAUUGAGUCUUGUCAAAAGGACGAGAACAUCAUGAGGUCCAUGCAGCUCUUUGACAAUGUCAUCUAGCUCCCCAGGAGAGGGGGUUAGUGCGUCCCAGGGGGACCAUACUCCAGCCCUAGUCUAGGCAGACCUCACCUUCUCUCCCAGGUCUGUCCUCAUCUUAGCCCUACUCUGAGAGCUGUAGGGAUCCAAGAGUCUGGGGACUCCCUAGUCCAGAUCACUGGAGCAGAAAGGGCCAGACAGCGGGCAGAGUACAUCUAGGAGGUGUUCCCAGCUCCCAACAGCUUUGACCCCCUUCCUGCCUGACACCCAGUGCUGAGGGCACCCCUGCAGUAGGAAUCGUUGCCCCGCCUCCCACCUUCACUCCAGAAACGUUCACACUAGCCAGAAUGUCUCCUCCUAUGGUGCUUCCCCCUCCCUGAUUUCAUAAACAUUUCCCUUAAAAUUCCCUACCCAGUGAGGAUGCUCUGUUCUCCAGUAGCUGGCUUUUCAGACCAGCCUUUGAAAAGUCCUGUGAGAGGGGGAAAAGGAUGUAGAGGUUAGGUCCUAGGAAGUGGCUGGGCUGGAAAACAGGAAGGCCUGAGAAGACUGUGAGAGCUCAGGCGUGCCAGGCUGUAGCUCUGAUUUCCACAGGUCUGCUAUCCCCCCUCCAUCAGAAUGUGAGUUUCUAGGCUUUUCGGAAGGUAUCUCCUUGGAAACACUGCAGAAAUUUUCCAUUCCCUCCUUAGUCUCCUAGGAGAGCCCGGGAUCCAGAUAUCUGGCACAUCCCUAGAAUUCUUUCCUCCCCACCCUCCUGCUUGUGUUGGUGGUGGGGGCGGCAGGAGAAUGAGAAUAGGGGUGGAUGUCCUUGCUGACACCUGCCACACUUUCUGCCUGCCUGGCCUGCUCGUCGGCUGCUUUGAUGGCUAAGGCUGGAGUCUGCAUUUGCCAUGUCCUCUAGAUUUGGAGGUAUGGAGUGAGUCAGGGACCUUCCCAAACCUGGGUCCUUUUGCUCUCCCAGCAGAUGCCUUAGAAGAGGGGAAGAGGGAGGCAGGAGGCAGGCAUAGCAUCUGAAUCCAGAGUGGGGACUUCAUUAGAAUCUUUAAACAACCCAGGCUGGACUUAAAGUACACACAGCCUCCUCGAUUCCCUGGGGUCUCCUUUUGCUCUGUUCAGUCUACCCAGAGAUGUCCCUGAGCACAGCUAGAGGGCAGGGACCACGUGGUUGCCAGCACCGCUGCCAUGCUGCCACCCCUAAUAUACCUGCUUGUCCCAUUUAGCUCCCAGUCAGCAGCAGCUGAAGAGAAGGGCCCCAGGGGGCCCCCUUUCCAUCAGAACACUGUUGACUGCUUUGCAUUUUUGGCUCUUCUGUAUAUUUUGUAAAACAAGAAGUACACCAGAUCCAAUAAAACACAACGGCUAUGCACA
Lepus europaeus (European hare) is the source of this 2413-nucleotide messenger RNA. RefSeq names its product potassium voltage-gated channel interacting protein 2 (gene KCNIP2). Gene Ontology annotation, molecular function: calcium ion binding; potassium channel regulator activity. The transcript has 10 exons. The coding region runs from base 215 to 1072 and encodes 285 amino acids. Gene Ontology annotation, biological process: regulation of potassium ion transmembrane transport. Gene Ontology annotation, cellular component: voltage-gated potassium channel complex. The record is from RefSeq and is a predicted model, not a curated record. NCBI's taxonomy places the organism in Eukaryota, Metazoa, Chordata, Mammalia, Lagomorpha, Leporidae.